Molecule: messenger RNA, 855 nt
Organism: Owenia fusiformis
Lineage: Eukaryota; Metazoa; Annelida; Polychaeta; Sabellida; Oweniidae
Source: the annotation of a GenBank genome assembly
AUGUUGACGGACGCCAUAUUUUGGUUGGUGACAGGGACGUUGGUGGCAAAUACUAUUGCAGGUCCUGAUUGCUUGUUGUUUACAAACUGGCGUUACCAAGGAGAAUCUCGUAGUAAAUUUAUUUGGAAGACUGAGAAAUGCCUACAAAGUACAGUUCAAACGCUGUGUGAACAACCGAAAGAUGGAUCAGGCGAUUGUCCAGCUGAUUUCCCAAUGGCUAUAGGAGACAGUUGCUACUGGUUUGAUUUGACUCCAGUAGAUCACGACGAAGUGAGUGAAAUAUGUGCGCUUAAGGGCGGAGAUAUCGCUGCCAUUGACACACCAAGCGAGGCGAGAGAAUUGGGAAAGCUACUUGCAGCGGUACCCGAUGCAGGAUACAAGAAUUACAAGGAAUUCAGAAUAAAACAUUGGACAGGAUACAAGGAGUAUGCGAACCAACAGGAGGAUUGCAAGUGUUUGAUUCUAUCAAACUAUAGAACCAAAGUGAGCGACCCCGGGAAACUCUAUAUAACUAGAGAGGGUUGUGACGGCCUGUCCCAAUUACUCUGUGAGAUGGACAUUCCACCAUCAGGUGUAUGCCCUGAUGGUUUCAACGACUUCAAAGUUGACGGCUCUUGCUACAUGGUUGACUUUGCCUUCAAUGAGCACGACAGAAACGACAUGUUCUGUAAGGUUGCAAAUGACGCCGGCCAUCUUGUUCGAGUUGAUUCAGAUUUUGCGAAAAUUGGGAAAGAGCUUGUAAAGCUACCCAACUUUCCGAAUGGAUCAACUGUUGAAUUCACUCUCGAAGACCCUGCGACAGGUCCUAUACCACAGUCAUGUGCACCGCCGGAGCCUGAUAACUCUAACCAAUAA